Melopsittacus undulatus (budgerigar) is the source of this 1679-nucleotide messenger RNA. RefSeq names its product N-sulfoglucosamine sulfohydrolase (gene SGSH). Lineage: Eukaryota; Metazoa; Chordata; Aves; Psittaciformes; Psittaculidae. Gene Ontology annotation, molecular function: N-sulfoglucosamine sulfohydrolase activity; glycosaminoglycan binding; N-acetylglucosamine-6-sulfatase activity. The coding region runs from base 596 to 1495 and encodes 299 amino acids. The transcript has 6 exons. The record is from RefSeq and is a predicted model, not a curated record. Gene Ontology annotation, biological process: heparan sulfate proteoglycan catabolic process; glycosaminoglycan catabolic process.
CAGCACCAGAACGGGAUGUAUGGGCUGCAUCAGGAUGUGCACCACUUCAACUCCUUCGAUAGCGUGCGCAGCCUGCCCCAGCUGCUCAGCCAAGCACACAUCCGGACAGGUUCACACAAGGCUCAUGCUUUACCCAAACUUCCACUAACACCCAUGCCUGUGACCCAGUUGGGUCCCAUUUUCCAACCAGAUGUGGAAGUGCAACUGACAGAGAUGACUGGGGAAGCCGGUGGCAGCUUCCACUCUCCCCAGCGCUGGCUGAGCACAGCCGGUGCUGGAGCAGAGGAGCUGCAGCAGCCCCUGUCCUCCCCUGGCUUCUGGCACAGCACAUGUUCUUGCAGGCAUAAUUGGGAAGAAGCACGUUGGGCCUGAGGCCGUUUAUCCCUUCGACUUUGCCUACACGGAGGAGAACAGCUCGGUCUUGCAGGUCGGGAGAAACAUCACCCGAAUCAAAGCGCUUGUCCGGCAGUUCCUGCACAGCCAGGAUGAGAGGCCUUUCUUCCUCUAUGUCGCCUUCCAUGACCCACACCGCUGUGGGCACUCCCAGCCCCAGUACGGGCCCUUCUGUGAGAAAUUCGGCAAUGGAGAGAGCGGCAUGGGCUGGAUUCCCGACUGGAAGCCACAGCUCUACCGCCCAGAGCAAGUGCAGGUCCCACACUUUGUUCCAGACACACCGGCUGCCCGGGCGGACCUGGCAGCCCAGUACACAACCAUCGGGCGCAUGGACCAAGGGAUAGGGCUGGUCCUGGAGGAGCUGCACCGAGCUGGCUUCCACAACAGCACACUGGUGAUCUACACCUCUGACAAUGGCAUCCCCUUCCCUGGCGGCAGGACCAACCUCUACCGGUCGGGCACAGCUGAGCCCCUGUUGCUCUCCUCCCCGGAGCACAGGGAGCGCUGGGGCCAGGUCAGCCAGGCCUUCACCAGCCUGCUGGACCUGACGCCGACCAUUCUGGACUGGUUCUCCAUCCCCUACCCUUCUUACAGCAUCUUUGGCACGAAGCAGGUGCAUCUCACUGGGAAGUCUCUCCUGCCAGCACUGGAGUCGGAGCAGCCCUGGGACACCACCUUCAGCAGCCAGAGCCACCAUGAGGUGACCAUGUACUACCCCAUGCGAGCCAUCCAGCACCAACAGUUCCGCCUCAUUCACAACCUCAACUACAAGAUGCCCUUUCCCAUCGACCAGGACUUCUACGUCUCACCCACUUUCCAAGACCUGCUCAACCGCACCAGGGCCGGGCAGGCAACCCACUGGAACAAGACCCUGCACCAGUACUACUAUAGAGACCGCUGGGAGCUCUUCGACUGCAGCAUUGACCCCACGGAGAGCCAGAACCUGGUCUCAGACCCCCGCUAUGCUCCCAUCUUCCAGCUGCUCCGUGUGCAGCUCCUGAAGUGGCAGUGGGACACGGGGGACCCCUGGGUGUGUGCUCCUGAUGCUGUCCUGGAGGAGAAGCUGAGCCCCCAGUGCCGGCCACUGCACAAUGAGCUGUAAGCAUUCCUGCUGCCAUGGGACAGCUGUGAGCAGGGUCCCGGCUGGGCCAAUCCCACAUCCCUGGGGGACACCUCUGCUCUGUACCACGAACACUGCCUGGCCCUGGAGCAUUCAGGGAUCUUUGAAUCUCACUCCUAUGGAGCCAUAGGGAUGAGUUGCUCCUCAAUAAAGCCUCUGGGAGCGA